Cadophora gregata is the source of this 321-nucleotide messenger RNA. RefSeq lists its product as uncharacterized. The record is from RefSeq and is a predicted model, not a curated record. The transcript has a single exon. The coding region runs from base 1 to 321 and encodes 106 amino acids. NCBI's taxonomy places the organism in Eukaryota, Fungi, Ascomycota, Leotiomycetes, Helotiales, Ploettnerulaceae.
AUGGAUGGCAGCGUUGGCGAUAACAAUGGUAUCAACCACGUCGUCCCAUCUACUCGCCCAUCUUCCCCAGAGUUUGAUGACUCGGAGUAUGUAACGAGAAUUCAUGGUCUUGUGGUGAUGGUGAUGGGGAGUGUCGCGUACAAUUCAACCACAAGGACGUCGCUAAGAAGGAUAUGGUCGUGGCGACUAUUGAUGGACGAGUCGUCGUUUGGGAAGGAAGGUGUCGGAGGCAAAUCUCGGAAGACAACUCUCCGAGUCUGCAGGACUAUCGUCGAUGGUGGUGCGAUUGAUAGGUUGUUUUGUGGUGUGUAUGUUUGGUGA